UUUGAAAGCGAAAUAUAUGGUCUAAAUACCUUGCGAGGCAAUUGGGGAGCGGGCGUAGCAUGCACUCUUGAUUUGAUAAAUGGCUCAAUGUCAGUGCGGACUACACGGAAAACUUUCGACCCUUAUAUCAUCCUCAAGGCUCGAGACAUGAUCAAACUCCUGGCCAGAGGUGUAGCCGUUGGGCAGGCAGUCAAGAUUCUCGACGACGCGGUGGCCUGCGACAUUAUCAAAAUCGGAAAUCUUGUUCGAAACAAGGAGAGAUUUGUCAAAAGAAGGCAAAGGAUUAUAGGGCCAGACGGUAGUACGCUCAAGGCCAUCGAACUUUUGACAGGAUGCUAUGUCCUGGUACAAGGGAAUACUGUGAGCGCCAUGGGCCCGUACAAGUCUCUAAAAGAGGUCCGAAGGAUUGUUCUAGACUGCAUGAGGAAUAUACACCCAAUUUACAGAAUUAAACGGGAGCUAGCCAAAGACCCAAAACUCGCAACCGAGUCGUGGGACCGAUUCUUACCGAAGUUUAGGAAACGGCAUUUGACAAGUGCCGAGAAGAGCGCCAAGAAGAGGGAGGUCGCGGCUGGAAAACUAGAAGCUCGUCGUGCUGCCGCUGGCGAUGAUGAGAACGCAAUGGACUUGGACACUACGGAGCCUUUGAAGAAAAAGAAAAAGGUGUACACGCCCUUCCCGCCUCCCCAAUUGCCUCGCAAG
Acaulospora colombiana is the source of this 702-nucleotide messenger RNA. The record is from the annotation of a GenBank genome assembly. NCBI's taxonomy places the organism in Eukaryota, Fungi, Glomeromycota, Glomeromycetes, Diversisporales, Acaulosporaceae.